This is a messenger RNA of Nylanderia fulva, 2739 nucleotides long. NCBI's taxonomy places the organism in Eukaryota, Metazoa, Arthropoda, Insecta, Hymenoptera, Formicidae. The record is from RefSeq and is a predicted model, not a curated record.
AUGCACGGUCGAUUCCAAUGGGCCCGAGCGCUCAUCGAUCAAGGAUCUGCGUCAUCCUUUAUAACCGAAAAUUUAGUGCAGUCAUUAAGACUUCCGAAAUUAAAUACCGCUGUUAGGGUAACAGGUAUUGGCGAAACGCAGACAAACGUUCGACAUGCCGUUCAUCUAACGAUAACUCCCAGCAACGCGGACACUCCGGUUUAUCGAACCACCGCGUUAAUUUUAAAAUCGUUAACUCGAUAUUUGCCAAACCGUCUCGACAUUCCAGAGCAAUGGCCGCAUUUGAAUGGCCUUUCGUUAGCUGAUCCCGAUCCCGCAGGAUCAGAUCCAAUAGAAAUAAUUAUCGGAGCGGAUCUUUUCGGGUCACUCAUCCUCGACGGCGUUCGAAAAGGCGCGGUUGACGAACCGAUCGCUCAAAAUACCGCGCUAGGCUGGAUCAUAUCCGGACCUAUAGCGCAACUCAGACCGCUCUCGCAGUCGUCCAUUGGAGUACAUCAUUGCUCUGUUACGGAUGAUCUCAAUCAAACUCUCCGCCGAUUUUGGGAAAUCGAAGAAAUUCCCGCUUCAUCGAAAAUAACUAGUGAAGAAAAGGCAUGCGACGACCAUUUUAAUUCGACACACUCUCGAAAUUCUGAAGGUCGCUAUAUCGUCAGACUUCCAUUUAAACACGGACCUCCACUCAACAUUGGAGAAUCUCGACAUUCCGCGCUUCAGAGUUACCUUCGCACGGAAAGCCGCAUUAAAACGGAUUCAUCGAAAUCGUCGGAAUAUCAUAAUUUUUUAAAAGAAUAUUAUGAUCUGAGACACAUGCAACGCGUCUCAGAAACCGAACAAUUAAUCGACUCGAAUCAAAUCGUAUAUAUUCCGCACCAUGCCGUAUUCCGCGCUAACAGCUUAACAACGCGAAUACGUAUCGUUUUCAACGCUUCAAGUCGAACCUCAAACGGUACGUCAUUGAAUGAUCAUUUAUAUCCGGGCCCUAAACUUCAAAAGGACCUUGCUGCAGUGAUUUUGCGUUGGCGCACAUUUCGAUACGUUUAUUCCGCCGACGUGGCAAAAAUGUAUCGCCAAAUUCAAGUCGAUCCUCGCGAUCGUGAUUUCCAGCGCAUCUUCUGGCGGCCAUCUCCAACACAUCAAGUUGAGGAGUAUCGUCUCUGUACCGUAACGUACGGCAUGACUUCAGCUCCGUACUUAGCUUUGAAGGUCAUGAAUCAACUCGCCAUAGAUGAAGGCGCUUCAUUUCCAUUAGCCACAUCCGUUAUCGAUCGUCAAAUGUACGUCGACGACUUUAUCUUCGGCGCCGACGACAAGGUUCUCGCUCGUCAAACUCGCGAGCAGAUUGUUUCUUUUCUCAAAAGAGGUGGAUUCACGCUACGAAAAUGGGCAAGCAACGUGUCCGAACUCCUUGACGAGAUCGAAGAUACCGACCACGGUCUCGCUCAAAGCCGAGAUCUAAACGAAGAUGAGAGCUUGAAAAUUCUCGGUCUUACUUGGCAACCAGAUCGCGACAUCUUCAAAUUUACCAUUACGAUUACAGGGCCUCCUGGCAACACCAAAAGAAGAAUUUUAUCCGACAUCGCCAAAUUCUUUGAUCCACUUGGAUGGGCAACUCCAGUGAUUAUUCGCGCCAAAAUUUUGAUGCAACGACUUUGGAUCGCUAAAUGUGAAUGGGACGAAGUCGCUCCGCCGAAUCUGCUUGAAGCCUGGCAGCAGUAUCAUACUCAUCUUAAACAUCUAGAAGAGGUGAUGAUUCCACGUUGGAUUCAACUCGGCCAUCACGUACUGCAUCUAGAGUUGCAUGGAUUCUCGGAUGCAUCUACCAAAGCAUACGCUGCAGCGGUGUACAUUCGCGUUGUCACGGUGGAUGGAAUGGUCUCGGUCAAUCUUCUUGCCGCAAAAUCAAAAGUCGCUCCUGUCAAAGUAAUGAGUGUUCCGCGACUCGAGUUAUCUGCAGCUCAAUUACUCGCACGGCUCAUUCAUUUCAUUCGCGAAGCUCUCGACUUUCGUGAGGUAAAUGUUUAUUGUUGGACCGAUUCCACAAUUACUCUUGCCUGGCUGAGCCGACCUUCUACUACAUGGAAGACAUUUAUAGCGAAUAGAGUAGCCGAUAUUCACACGCUACUUCCGGACAUUCCAUGGCGUCAUGUCCCAACAAAGGAAAAUCCUGCCGACUGCGCAUCGCGCGGGAUCUCUCCCGACGACCUUGCCACAAACCUUCAAUGGUGGUCAGGUCCCGAUUGGCUUAUUAAAUCUUCCGAUUAUUGGCCAAAAUCUGACUCGGAUUUCGAUCCCCACGCGCUAAGCGAGCAACGCGCGCAACCACAAUCGCUCACUACAUCCGUUGUCGCAUCGUGGGACCUAUCACAACGUUAUUCGUCAUGGCACAAACUCCUUCGAAUAACUGCAUACAUCUAUCGAUUCGUAACGAAUUCCCGCUCUCGACAUAUCAAUCUCAAUCUGAAGAUACAAAACCCUAGAGCUCCGAUCUACCUAAAUCCGAUUGAAAUUAAGUCCGCUGAAAUCUUUUGGAUUCGUUACAUUCAAUCAGAAUUGUUUCAUAGCGAGAUAUCAGCACUCAGUACGGCAACUCCAAUCAAGAAAUCUAGCACACUGCUUUCAUUAAAUCCUUAUCUCGAUAAUGAUCAAAUAAUUCGAGUCGGUGGCAGGCUAAGGAACGCCACCUUACAAAGCGCCGUUCGCAAUCCGAUUGUCCUAAGGACCAUGCCUUGGUCAGGAUGA